AUGGCAACCUCAUCAUUACCAGCGCCAACACCACUGAACCUAUACCUCGGGCUCACAUCCCUCGUCUCUGCCACGUCUUCACUCCUAUAUCUAACCUCGCCAUCGGCAUCACUCGCAAAGCUUGGGGGUACACCGUCCCCAAGCGCGCUGGUACUCGUUCAAGUGGUGGCUUCGGGCGAGGCCCUAGUGUCGUAUCUGUGUCUGGAGGGACUGUUCUCACAGAUACCUGAGAGUCGAAGAUUGGUGGUAAGGGCUAUUGGAGUGUAUAAUUUAUUCCACAUGGGUGCGUUUUGGUGGGGACAUAGGAGGUAUGUUAGGAACCCGAAGGGAGCAGGCAUGUUGGCGAUGGGGCUGGCAGUGGGAACUGUCACAAGUUUAUGGUACGGGGUGUGUUAG
Molecule: messenger RNA, 396 nt
Organism: Morchella importuna
Lineage: Eukaryota; Fungi; Ascomycota; Pezizomycetes; Pezizales; Morchellaceae
Exons: 2
Coding region: 1-396 (131 amino acids)
Source: RefSeq, a predicted model, not a curated record